Molecule: messenger RNA, 399 nt
Organism: Prorocentrum cordatum
Lineage: Eukaryota; Dinophyceae; Prorocentrales; Prorocentraceae
Source: the annotation of a GenBank genome assembly
AUGACCGGAGUGGAAUGCCCAGGAGGACGCCUGUGCAAUUGUUGCCACUACUACCACGGCCCCGAGGUGCUCCUCGCCAUGAAGCUCUACGCGUUCCUGCGGAAGCAGGGAAGUCACGGCAAAGACGCGGGCUCGAUGCCGGUGCCUGAGCGUGCCCACCUGUGCAGGAUGAUUGCCAACGCCUCCAUGCACGUCUCCGCUCAGCUGGCCGCCUCGGCAGGCGGUGGCGCCGGCCAGCGGGCUGGCGCCCUGGCAGGCAUCCCAGCAGAAGCGGACGCCCAGGUGCCGAGCCCGCCUGCCCCGCUGCCCCAGUCUCUGGUCGCCUCCUGGAGCCACCUCGGCCCUGCGCAGCUCGUGGCGCUGCUGCGGGCGGCGACGCCGCAGUGCUACGAGGACUGA